This is a messenger RNA of Linum tenue, 2690 nucleotides long. The record is from the annotation of a GenBank genome assembly. NCBI's taxonomy places the organism in Eukaryota, Viridiplantae, Streptophyta, Magnoliopsida, Malpighiales, Linaceae.
UUUUAGGCUAAAUAUCUUCCUCUAUACUUUUGCUUCUUUAUUAGAGGAUAUGAGAGAGGGAGAGUCCCUGCUCCAAAUUUCAUUGGUUUAGGCUGAAUAUCUUCCUCUCUACUUUUUUACCAGUAACCAGCCUCUCUUUCUCUUUACUCUUUCUCUCACUAAAAUUGACUUCCUUUCUUUCCCUUCUCUCCCACUAGAAUCGCUCAUAGAAAUUCAAUUUCUUUUGUGGUGGGUUCAAUCGGCUCGGAUGCGUCAAAGUAAAGCAGCUGAGGUCUCUGUGGGAGGAUAUGCGAUGGGAAGAAGGUUAUUGGAAUGGGAUCGUCGGAGAGGAGAUCGUUGCCUGAAACAACAACAGAGGCUCCACCACAUCGUCUCUCUCCUCUUGCAGGUCUGCCAUUUCGACCAUGCACCUGAGAACCUUCGAUUACCUCCGCCGACUAUGGUUGUUGCGAGAAUCCCUCUGUUGAUAGAGAUGAGAUUUGGAGCUGCAGAGUAUUUUUCCUCUUCGUCUAUGAUCUGUGCACUGGUACAUCCAGUGUCGAACCACAACAUAGAUCGGGGGCAUCAAUUCUCAUAUCAAGGUCUCGGCACGCCAGUACCCUGCAUCUGCAUUUGCGACUACAUUCAUCUACCUUUAGUAAGUCGUUCUUAAUCGCCCUGCCCAUUUCACUUGGACAUAUUCCUCUCCGGCUCACUACCAUAUAUAUUUUUAUUCAUUUAACAUCCAUAGAGGGAAUCAGUGGGAGGUCGACGAAAUAAUGGGAUCGAUCGAUUUGGGAUGUUAGGAGAGGUUGAAGCAGCGAAAUUGGCGAGUUCUAUGAGCUAAGCAGUGUGGAGUUUGGUAGCUGAAACUGCUCAUGAACGAUUGGUGAGCAGCUGGAACUAUUAUUUAGCAGUGAUGAGAAUCGCAAUGGGAUGUUUCUGUGAUUGUGAGGAGAAUCCAUCUCUCCGUUGCAGCAGCUGCAAUUGGAUGGGCAAGAAGGAGUAACCUGCUAAUCGAAUUUCUUGGAGGUUUUUGUACAUGUGUCCAUUCGAGUGAGGUUCACACAAGUUGGUGAUUGUGACUUUCAGUGCUCCUAUUCUCCGAUUUCUCCGUGGAUGCUUCCGGCAGGUUCUUGCGCGAGUUGCAGCAUGUCCACCCCUUGAUGACGAGCAAGGGACUUUCUUCAACAUGAGGACCAAGCAAUUCGGCUGUGAAGUGUUGAAGAUGAUCAAUGGCACUCACCAGAGGACUAAAGUCAUCUGCUGCUCUCAUAUCUUGGAAACCGACCGGCAGGCUUCAGCAAACCCUAGCUGGAUGCGUGGAGCUCACCGGCCUGGGCCUCCACUCCGGCAAGUCAUCCAAGGUAAUGAUAUCGCCGGAGUUCGCCAGGAAAGGGAGGUAUUUCGAUUGCAAUUCUAAUUGCUCCAUUCCCGCGUCAAUCGAUUUCGCGUUACGCCCUUCUCCUCUCAGCACCACUCUUUCCAAGGACGGGGUGCAGGUUCGGACGGUGGAGCACUUGCUCUCGGCUCUCGAAGCCACAGGCGUCGACAACUGCAGGAUUCAGAUCCACAGUUUGGACUCUGAUGAUUCCCAAGUCGAGAUUCCGAUACUCGAUGGUUCAUCCCGGCAGUGGGUUGAUUUGAUCCUAGAAGUCGGGUUGAGAGUAGCAGUAGAUGAAUGUGGUCGAUCUUGUGAACGAUUAGCUCCGCAUUUGAAUGAACCAUAUCAUGCCAGGGUCGAUGAUGCCUUCAUCGCUGCUUUCCCUUCUCCAGAGCUUCGCAUCACUUAUGGGAUCCACUUCCCUCAGGUUUCAGAAAUUGGCAGUCAGUGGGUCUCUUUUCCUCUCCUCGAUGAUUCUGUGUAUGUCCAACAAAUAGCUUCAUCGCGAACUUUUUGUCUGCUUGAGCAGGUUUUGGGAGCCUUGCAGGUUGAGCAGAUGCGGGAGGCAGGGCUAAUAAAAGGAGGAUCGUUGGAAAACGCCAUUGUUUGCAGUGCUAGUGAAGGUUGGUUGAAUGGGCCUCUGCGUUUACCUGACGAACCUUGUCGCCACAAGGUGUUGGAUCUUAUCGGCGACCUAUCCCUUUGUGCAGGGUCUGGUAAUCAAGGUCUUCCCGUGGCGCACAUAGUUGCCUACAAGGCAAGCUCUUUGAUGGUUUCUUCUACGUUUGUGUGUGGGGGACACGCGCUUCAUACGGAUUUUGCACGAGGACUGGCCAAAUCGUAGCUGACAAAAGCUAGCAGCUUCAGAUUCUUUUGGACCUGGAGGAGAUCCAGCCAAGUCUACAAUUUUGUGUCCCUCUAUCGGUGUAUCCAGUUGCCCUUAUUUUGUCAGUUUGGGCCGUGGAUAUCGAAGAAUAAUUGCUACCAUAGUUAGUAAAAUAUGGUACGGAAAGUUACGUAUGUAAUACGUACGGGUACUUUACUUCAUAUCUAAACUAAAGUUACAUUUAAUAAUACGUUAAUAGUCAUAAAUAUGUAUAAUUAAUUAUUUAUAAAAAUAAAUAAAUAUAUAAAUAUUAAAUAAUAGUAAAAUUAACAGUUUAAUUCAUCCUAGUUAUAUGGGGUUGGUAAAUGAAGCUUGGGCGACAGAGGUGCAUGGCUACCCCCAUUAUAUUUUCUAUGGGAAAAUUCAAGAAGUAAAAAAGAAACUUAACGUGUUGAACAUGGACGUUUAUGCAGCUAUUUCAGAGCAAACAAGGGGUCUUGA